ACACCAAUGAUGCAUCAGAAGUGCAGGAAAGGAAAACCACAGAAAAUUGCAAUAUUGAAAAGCAUCGUCCUGGGGUCCGAGUGUCUGAAUGAGUCCUCAUCUUCUGACUCUGACGUGGGCACCUCGCUGGAGGGGGAGUGCAAGUGAUGAUGAUGAUGCUGAUGUUGAUGGUGAUGAUGAUGGUGCUGCUGUUGUUGCUGCUGGACCCCCCCGCCACUACCGCCGCUGCCCUGACACACAUACCACUCAUUCAGGCUCGUUUUACCGCCAGGAGUCAAGAGGGCAGCAUAUGUGGUCUUAAGGGGGCCAGGGGUCAAAGAUCCAUGAAACACAAGGCUUUUUGCUGAAAUAAAGAAGUUCUUCUAAAUGGGGUCGGCGGACCUGACUUUGAACUUGGAACAGCUCCCCCGUUUCCCGCCGUGCCGCCUGAAAUGGACUAGAAGAAGAAGAAGGAGGAGGAGAAGAACACUGCACACUGGAGGCGAUGUGGCCCUCAGAGUUUCUUUUCCAGCUGGCCUCAUGGAGGAAACACAACCAAGGUCUACUUCCUUCCUAUGAAUCCCUGUCAAGAUGCUGGAGGUAGCGAGAAAGGCGCUACCUACCUGCCAUUGGAGGGCCACCUGGGAUUGAUGAGGCUGGGCGGCCAAUGAGACUGCGAGGAUGCCGUCAAGUGGCCCCAGUUAAAGGGGGCGGAAAAGGAGGACGGGCCAGUCGGCUCAGGAGCUUUUAGACCCUCACAGAGACCAGAAACAGAAUCUGACUGCUGACUCUUUACUGACAAAGACAGAGACUCGAACACCUAAUUGUGUUUACUUGCAAACAUCCUUGUAGCCAUGCUGCAACGACUUUGCGGAUAAAAAAAAACAACAGUCAAGUAAGGACGCACAAGAGGUGGAUUUUUUUUUUAAAUUUAAAGUCAACUUUUUAAUGCUCUUGCGUGGAGCAAAGUCACGCCUGCUAUGCUGUUUGCGAGUGGCAAGAUCACCGCUGUUUUGAAUUUGUAACAAAUCCUAAAGAGAGAAAAGUAGAAGGUAAGGCGUCAUGCUGCUGGAUGCAGGCCACCAGUUCCCGGGUCUGGGCUCGUUCGCCCGCCACCAUCCUGCAGCCGGAGACAUGCAGGAGAGAGACCUCAGCCUGGCCCAGAACACUUUUGUGGACUCUGCCCACAUGGGCGCCUUCAAGCUGAACCACGACCUCUCCCCGGGGCAGAGCUCAGCCUUCAGCAGCCAAGCUCCGGGCUACCCGGCGGCAGCUCUGGGCGCUCACGCCGCCCACGUCACCUCGUACGCGGGCUCCCCUUUCAACUCCACUCGGGACUUUCUGUUUCGCAGUCGCGGCUUCGGGGAGACGUCCCCGGCUGGCGGCCAACACGCUCUCUUCGGCGCCGCUGCGGGUUCCUUGCACCCUUCCCACCACCACACGGACACGCCGCAGGGCCACAUCUUGUUCCCGGGUAUCCACGAGCAGCACGGCUCCCACGCCUCCACUAAUGUCCUCAACGGGCAGAUGAGGCUCGGCUUGGCGGGGGAGGUCUUCGGCCGCUCCGAGCAGUACCACCAGGUGUCCAGCCCCAGGACCGACCCGUACUCGGCGGCGCAGCUCCACAACCAGUACGGCUCCAUGAACAUGAACAUGGCAGCCCACCACCACCACCAUCACCACCACCCGGGUGCCUUCUUCCGUUACAUGCGGCAGCAGUGCAUCAAACAGGAGCUCAUCUGUAAGUGGAUCGAGCCGGAGCAGCUGAGCAAUCCGAAAAAGUGCUGCAACAAGACUUUCAGCACCAUGCAUGAGCUGGUGACGCACGUCUCCGUGGAGCACGUCGGCGGGCCGGAGCAGACCAACCACAUCUGCUUCUGGGAGGACUGCCCGAGGGAGAGCAAGCCCUUCAAGGCCAAGUACAAGCUCGUCAACCACAUCAGGGUCCACACGGGGGAGAAACCCUUCCCGUGUCCCUUCCCCGGCUGCGGAAAAGUCUUUGCGCGCUCCGAGAACCUCAAGAUCCACAAGCGCACACACACAGGAGAGAAACCUUUCCAGUGUGAAUUUGAGGGCUGCGACAGGAGGUUUGCAAACAGUAGCGACCGUAAGAAGCACAUGCACGUCCACACCUCGGACAAGCCUUACCUGUGCAAGAUGUGCGACAAGUCCUACACACAUCCCAGCUCCUUACGGAAACACAUGAAGGUGCACGAAUCAUCCUCAACCGCGUCCGACUCCUCUCCGGCAGCCAGUUCAGGAUAUGAGUCGUCCACCCCCCCAGGCUUGGUGUCACCCACCACCGAGACCCAAAGCAACACCACUCUGUCACCGGCCUCGGCCGUUCACAGCAGCACCAGCCACAGCGGCCUCUCGUCCAAUUUCAGUGAAUGGUAUGUUUAGGACCCACACUGAAGGCGUUUAUACACACACACACAUACAUACACACUCACACGUACACACAGUACACAAUCUAAUUUCACAGCACUGGACGAGGAGAUUGGGACAUUUUCAAAUGGUUUUGUCUCCACCAUCACUAUAAAAUGUGUAUAAUAGAUUGCUAUUGUAAAUAGUGGCUGACUUUGGUUGUGCUCGUUUGGUCUAUUUGGUGUCUAGAUGUUUCUUCAAUGGUAGCUAUCUCUCUAACUGGACUCUUUAGUGCACAUAAUCCAAUAAUAACAAUUGUACUCCAUAUUGUGAUCCUAAACUGGCAAAUUGAUUGUACUAUACUCUAUAAAAAAAGAUAAAAACGCCUAUAUAAACUGGAAAGCGUGCCAAAGUUGAACACGGACACAUUUUAUCAUGCUUUGUGAAUGUACAUUUUUUUUUUUUUAAUUUUUAAAAGCUUGCCAGGCUUAACUUACUUGUGUCCUUUUUGUGUGUGUGUGUGUGUGUGUGUUCUGCAAAUUGUGACAAACAAAACCACGCUAUGUGGAAGGACUGUUAGCAAAAGAAAACAUUUUUUUCCUGUAACGUCCUUCCUUUUUUUUGUGUGUAUUUGUAAAUACCAACUGCCAUAUUUAUCCAUUUGUAAGUAAAUUAUGGUAUUUACUUGCUACAGAUGAAACAGUAUUUAUAAAAGAAUCUUUCUUUGUUUUUGUUUUUUUUAACUAUAAAUAUGUACAAUUUAAGAGCUUAACCUGGGCAGUUGUUUCGUCGUGCAUUUUUGGGGUUUGUUUAUGGAACAAGAAGUUUUAAAAAAAAAUGAAGUGUUUUCAUCCUAACUGUGAUAAAACAUUUGACUCCAUACAAAUAUAAUAAAAAAAAUGUUGCAAGUGCUA
This is a messenger RNA of Doryrhamphus excisus (bluestripe pipefish), 3260 nucleotides long. NCBI's taxonomy places the organism in Eukaryota, Metazoa, Chordata, Actinopteri, Syngnathiformes, Syngnathidae. The record is from RefSeq and is a predicted model, not a curated record.